AUGCCAGAAGAGAAGUAUGGGUCAACUCGUAGACAUUCGUGUGGCAAGUGGAGUUCCCGUUUGCUGAGAUGGUCUAUCUGUGGCAUUGGCUGGACUACCUAUAUCCUUUAUCGCAGUUUCGUUGUGGGACAAAUAAAGUACGAUCCCCAUAGAGGAAAGAUGAUCCUUCAACCUCGCAAUAUGUGGACUAAGAGGAUUACUUUGCUUCUAAAGCUAGCUGCCUUGUCUGCGGAUAACUUUGGCUUUCAUUAUUUAUUGUUUGCAAGUUUUCCAUUGUUUUCCAUGGCUUAUGGCACCUAUCAUCCUUCACGCACAUUCAAAGACCUGGUGGAGUCUUUAGUUUUCCAGAUAGCUUUUUGGAACAUUGGGCGAUUAUAUUACUGCUUGAGUAGAGUGUCCUGGAACAGGUCCUUUGUACUUGUGGUCAAUGAGGUGAUUCACUUGAUGUCCUUAAUUGAGGACACCUUGGGACCUCUCUUAUUGGAGGGAACUGUCCUCUUUAUCAUAUUUGUAGUGCAAUUGAAACUGACAAUUCUGCAGAUCGUUGACUAUCUCUGCGAUAAGAUUUAUUUUUGUGCUCUUUUGCUGUUGCUGUCUGUGUUUUAUAAUAUGUAUGUUGUCUAUCAAUUGAUACUUUUAUCUUGGAUGGCAACAUUCAAUCGAUUUCUGGAGGCCUAUCACAAAGAGGGAAUGCCAUCUCGGGAGCAAAAGCAUCAGCUUAAACAGCUUUUCCGACUUUACUCAAGGAUCAGCAAUGGUCAUCAGAAUAUAAUGGUGUUGUGGCUUCCAGUGGCCACCAUGCUCUUUUCCAACAUUGUGGUCCUGGUGGCUCAUUGGGCCACUGUUAUUUAUUGCAUUCUGUUUAUUGAUCGAAUGGAUGCAGUGGAAAAGUGGCAUGAUUUUCUCAGGGAACACCUUGGCGGUAGUGUGGCACCUUUGCUGAGGAUCCUGAUCAUCGGUUUGUGCAACGAUCGCUUGGAUCAGAUGCAGAGAUACUUGAGUUUGCAGCUCUUGAUUAUUGAUUUGAGGUAUUCAGGAGGUCAAGAAAUGCGAACAGGGGAGGACUUAAAUGGAGAGGUAGGUAAAAUUGAUUUAAUUUGGAAUUUUAAUAUAUAUACUUUUGUAUAAAUGCAGCAAACUUGCUUUGAUCUACAAUUAAGAGCUCAACCCAUAAGGAAUCAAAUAAUGAGCAUACAUCAAGUAUGCGGCUGUCCUUUUGUCCUGGAAUUUUUCUUUUGUACUUUAUUGAAUGCUUUGAGCACUGUGCAAUAUGGUAUUGCUAAUGGAAUAAAUUUGUAUAAACAUUAA
Molecule: messenger RNA, 1308 nt
Organism: Drosophila serrata
Lineage: Eukaryota; Metazoa; Arthropoda; Insecta; Diptera; Drosophilidae
Gene: Grl36a
Product: Gustatory receptor-like 36a
Source: RefSeq, a predicted model, not a curated record